CCCAUAUGCGCGGUUCGCGGCGCAGCGCUGCCGCGAAGGAGCUCUAGGCAAAGCCAAGCCCCCGCCUCCUGCCCCGGGGAGCUGCUGGAGGGGCCAUGGCGGGGGUGGCGGGCACCGAGCUGCCCGUCGGCAACGUCAGCGGCAAUGAAAGCGCCGCUGACCCCACAGUGUCUCGGGACGUGUGGAUGGUGGGCAUGGGGAUCAUCAUGUCGGUGAUUGUCCUGGCCAUCGUCUUCGGCAACGUGCUGGUGAUCACUGCCAUCGCCCGGUUCCAGCGCCUGCAAACUGUUACCAACUAUUUCAUCACCUCGCUGGCCUGUGCUGACCUGGUGAUGGGGCUGACUGUGGUGCCCUUUGGUGCCAGCCACAUCAUCAUGGAGAUGUGGACGUUUGGGAACUUCUGGUGUGAGUUCUGGACGUCCUUGGAUGUGCUCUGCGUCACGGCCAGCAUUGAGACUCUCUGUGUCAUUGCUGUGGACCGGUACUUCGCCAUCACCUCUCCUUUCAAGUACCAGAGCUUGCUGACCAAGAGCAAGGCACGUGUGGUCAUCCUUGUGGUGUGGGUGGUCUCAGUCCUCACCUCCUUCUUGCCUAUCCAAAUGCACUGGUACCGGGCAGACAGCACUGAAGCUAUCCAGUGCUACGAGAAGGACACAUGCUGUGACUUUUUCACCAACCAAGCCUAUGCCAUUGCCUCCUCCAUCAUCUCCUUCUAUCUGCCACUUGUGGUCAUGGUAUUUGUGUACGCCAGGGUCUUCCAGGUGGCCAAGAAGCAGUUGCAGAAGAUAGACAGGAGUGAGGGGAGAUUUCACACCCAGAACAAGGAGCAGGAUCAGAAAGGGGGAGCUGGGCAUCGUCGUUCCUCCAAGUUCUUCUUGAAGGAGCACAAGGCCCUCAAGACCUUGGGCAUCAUCAUGGGCACCUUCACACUGUGCUGGCUGCCCUUCUUUAUUGUCAAUAUUGUGCAUGUCAUCCAGGACGACAUCAUACCCAAGUAUGUGUACAUCCUCUUGAACUGGUUAGGAUAUGUCAAUUCUGCCUUCAACCCUUUGAUCUACUGCCGGAGCCCGGAUUUCAGGUAUGCCUUCCAGGAGCUCCUGUGCCUCCGCAGGUCCGCUCUGAAGAUGUAUGCCAAUGGCUACUCAAACAGCAACGGCAAAAGUGACUACAAUGAGGAAGACAACGGCUACCCCCUGGCAGCGGACAAAACCUGCGAGCUGCUCUGCGAAGAGGGUUCCUUCCCUCACCCCGAGGGCUUUUUGCACUGCAAAGAGAUCCCUGGAUGUCCAGGAAUGGUUGAGAGCUGAAUGGGCUGACUUCUCUUCCUCACCAUCCUGAGCUCACAAGGGCUCUGAAGUGAUUGAGUGGGAGCAUGGCCUUACUUCUCUGAGCCUGGGGAUGCUGUGGGAAGUGAUUGCCUCGGCAAACAUCUUCAUCCCAACCCAUAGCCCAUUGUGCAUCACCUGAAGGAGAAGCUGAUGAAGGAUAACCAGAGGACCAGGAAAGGCUCUCCUAGCCUUGGAGGACGCAGAUGGGGGACCGACCGGCACUGAGAGAGGCACUUUGACGGCGUGACUGCUUAUGAAAUAGGCUCUGAAAGGAAGCUACAGGAGCCCUGUGAACUGAAGGAGGUGAUUGUCCAAGUCACCAUGAAAGGUGCAGAAGGGUUUCCCUGGCACAGCAUCCUUGGAAAGCACUUUCAAAAGGGAAGAGGGUACCAGGACCAUGUGGCCAUCUACAUUGACUGGUUUGGAAAAAGCAAGGUCACUGCCUUACAGUCAGGUCAGGAGACCAGCAGGAUGUGCUCCAGCUGCCUGUGCACGUGCUGUCUGGGGCUCCAGAUGAAGCAGCAAUCUGACCAAGACUGAGAGAAGGAGAGUGGAAAAUUGCUUUGGCUUAUUCUGUGCUUGUUUCUCCUUCUGGUGUCUCCUGUCUACCUCUUUUUCUCUCUAGGCCCAUGUGUACUACAUGUGUGGCCCAGACCCUCACAAACAAGCAGAAGUAUUAGGACAGGGCAAAUCCUGCCCAGUGCAUGGCUGUGUUGCUCAGGGCAGUGCUGUUGCUAGAUGGGACUGACAUGGGACAGUGCAGACUUAGCAUGGCCUUGGUUUGCUCCUUAUGGCAACAGAUCUGCAGCUGUAAUGCCUGGACUUCAGACUUGAGAAAGGUUUGAACCUGGCAAUCCAUUUACUUGCAAGCAGUCACAUGCUAGCACAGCCAGCCACACUUGGGAGCUGAGUUUUAGCACCUGAGUCCCAAAACAUUAGGGAGCAUCCAUCCCUCUCCUGUAGGUGUGGAAAUGAGCAUGUCACAGGCUGCACACUUGGCUCCUGCAUCUUGGACUGUAAAAAAAUUCACUAAGCAGAGAGAGAUACAGAGAUGAGGGAAAUGACAGAGACUUGGGCAGAAAACAGUAGGCAAAACUGGUUGAAAACCAUAGGAAAAUGUGCCCCUCUUAAUUGCCCAUGGUGUCCUAGCACCAGACUGUCACACCCAGCUGGGUGGCUGCAGGUCUCUGCUCACCAAGCUGCUCCCAGAGGCCUGGGCAAAACCUACUGGUACUGAACUGUGCCGGGAGCCCCAUCUCAGACCUUCUCCCUUGGGCUUCCAGCUGCAAACCUCUUCCCUGAUGUGCAAUCCUAUUUAUUUAUUUAUUUUCUUGCUGCAUGAUGCAAAGCUGCUAACAGAGCACCCUCCCCAGGGAGAAGGGAGCUGGGGAAUGUGUGCUGUGUCCCUGACAGGAAUGGGCCAAGGGGCAGGGUUGUGCUGGAGCCGGCCGCAGGCGUAUGCCCGGGAUGGGUUUGUGGGGCAGGAGGAAAGGGCUGCAGUUAAAGCAGAGAUGCUUCCCCUGGGGUGGGUGUGCACUUUUGACUUGUCAAGAAUUAGGAACAGUCUGGGUGAACCCUUGCUGGGAAGGACAGCAGGACAGCUGUAAGCUGGAUGAGCUCUGCAGUGCCCCUCUAGCCAGGUUUUCUCUGUGCAGCUGCUGCUGGUGCAGGGGAUGUGCCUCUGUGGAGUUGCUUGCCCUGAUCCUGUCCCUGCAACGCUCCCAGCUGUGAUGAAGCAAACUUGCAAUGUGUACAUCCUGGCUUUGGACACUUACAGGCAGCCCUAUCCCCUGCCAGGGCAGGGUCCUGCCAGCAUGCUCACAGGGGUUUAAUACCUGGCAGCCUUUUCUGCUCUGUCCAAAGAGAGAAUGCAUGUGCAGACCGAUUUAAGGCAGCCACUUGGAGAGCAGCAG
Molecule: messenger RNA, 3241 nt
Organism: Dryobates pubescens (Downy woodpecker)
Lineage: Eukaryota; Metazoa; Chordata; Aves; Piciformes; Picidae
Gene: ADRB2
Product: adrenoceptor beta 2
Exons: 2
Coding region: 96-1307 (403 amino acids)
Biological process (GO): adenylate cyclase-activating adrenergic receptor signaling pathway; norepinephrine-epinephrine-mediated vasodilation involved in regulation of systemic arterial blood pressure; negative regulation of smooth muscle contraction
Cellular component (GO): membrane
Molecular function (GO): norepinephrine binding; beta2-adrenergic receptor activity
Source: RefSeq, a predicted model, not a curated record